AUGGAUAGAUUGUCCAAAGUCCACCAACUGGUCCGCCAGAAGAAUCCUGGAGACCAGAGGGAGGCGAAUGACAACUUCCAGGAUGGGAAACUACAGGUGAAUCAGGAAAUCACAGAUGAAGCAUUAACAGACCAAAAAGUGAUGGCCGGAGAGGCUUUGGACAGGAGGAACAUCUGGGAGCCGAGUGUUUACUACGCGCUGGGAAAGGAGUCUUUUUAUUUUGCUGGUCAUGACAUCAGCAUUCGCGAGUCUAUAGAUACUUAUGGUGCUCUGAUCUGGCCCGGGGCGGUAGCCUUGUGCCAGUUCUUGGAGAAUAACCAGCAUCAAGUGAACCUGAUGGACAAAGCGGUGCUGGAGAUUGGAGCUGGGACUGGCCUGCUCUCCGUUGUGGCAAGUCUGCUCGGGGCUUGGGUGACAGCUACAGACCUGCCAGACAUCCUAUCUAAUCUGACCUUUAACCUUCUGCGAAACACCAAGGGCCGCUCCCGCUACACCCCUCAGGUGGCUGCCCUCACCUGGGGUCAGGACCUAGAGCGGGACUUUCCCUACCCGUGCUAUCACUACGACUAUGUGCUCGCAGCUGAUGUAGUCUAUCACCAUGACUGUCUCGAGGAACUGCUGCGAACCAUGCGUCACUUUUGCCGACCAGGAAGUCAAACGACGCUGCUGUGGGCCAACAAGAUCCGGUUCCAGUCAGACCUGAGGUUCACAAAGUGCUUUAAGAGCAGUUUUAACACCACGCUGCUCGCCGAACUCCCACAGCAGGAGGUGAGCAUAUACAAGGCCACAGCGAAGGAAUGA
Messenger RNA from Xiphias gladius (swordfish), 801 nucleotides. RefSeq names its product protein-lysine methyltransferase METTL21C-like. Gene Ontology annotation, cellular component: cytosol; cytoplasm. Gene Ontology annotation, biological process: peptidyl-lysine methylation. The record is from RefSeq and is a predicted model, not a curated record. Bases 1 to 801 code for a protein of 266 amino acids. The transcript has 4 exons. NCBI's taxonomy places the organism in Eukaryota, Metazoa, Chordata, Actinopteri, Istiophoriformes, Xiphiidae. Gene Ontology annotation, molecular function: protein-lysine N-methyltransferase activity.